Fusarium tjaetaba is the source of this 519-nucleotide messenger RNA. Its product is annotated as DUF636 domain protein. Gene Ontology annotation, molecular function: carbon-sulfur lyase activity. Bases 1 to 519 code for a protein of 172 amino acids. The record is from RefSeq and is a predicted model, not a curated record. The transcript has 3 exons. Lineage: Eukaryota; Fungi; Ascomycota; Sordariomycetes; Hypocreales; Nectriaceae.
AUGAACAAUAACAACCAGGAUCCCCCUUCUGCUAUCACAGGCGGAUGUCUCUGUGGUGCUAUUCGGUACACCGUCAACUUUAACGAAGAGUACCCAUGGCCACCAAUUUCAUCAGCAUGCCAAUGUACCAUGUGUCGCAAAUGGACGUCUUCCCUGGUCGCCCAAUUCCUUGUCAUAUCCCCGAAGCAAAUUAGUCCAGCACUAAACACUUUCCUGUCAUUCAAAGAGUACAUUUCCUCGCCAGGCCGGUUCCGUGGUUUCUGCGGUGACUGUGGUGCGUCAAUCGCAUGGCGCUCAGCUGACUACACCCCAAUAUUUGAUCUGUACUUGGGGACGCUGGAUGAGAAAUACCUGGUCGGAGAUGGCGUCGUGGCUAAGACCCUCGCAACUCCGAACGGAACCCAAUACUGGCUGCAGAAUGCCGUUCAUGGGGUUACUGAUGUGCUUGAGGGUGGGAAGAAGUACAGUGAAGAAGGCCCCGACGGUAUACGUGAAGCCAAUGAAACGGUAGCCCCCUAA